Pseudomassariella vexata is the source of this 975-nucleotide messenger RNA. Its product is annotated as Alpha/Beta hydrolase protein. The coding region runs from base 1 to 975 and encodes 324 amino acids. Gene Ontology annotation, biological process: lipid metabolic process. The record is from RefSeq and is a predicted model, not a curated record. Lineage: Eukaryota; Fungi; Ascomycota; Sordariomycetes; Amphisphaeriales; Pseudomassariaceae. The transcript has 3 exons.
AUGAAGUCCACAAGUUGCGGCCUGGCGGUGGUCUUGCUUUACACCAGCGCGACCGCGUUCUCGCUCUCAUCACUGGGUUCAUCACUGGGCUCCCUUCUCGGACUAUCGGAUGACGACGACGAUGUUACCGCAAGCGCUGCCACCCUGAACGAUGCGGAACUCGCCAACAUGAAGUACUUUGUCGAGUUUGCCGCUGCGUCGUACUGUAACUCGGAUGCUACGCUUGUGGGGCAGAAUGUCUUGUGCACUAAAGAUUCUUGCCCGACUUUGACAGCGAAUUCGGUUCUGAAUUUCGCAUACUUGGGCGAUGCCCACCAAGAUGCCGAUGGCUUCGUAGCCAUCGACGAUACCACACAGACUAUCGUCGUGACGUACAAGGGCACAACCAGCAUAACGGACUUUGUCACCGAUGCCCUCUUCUCCACCGAAUCCUGCGACGACCUCGUGUCCGGCUGCCAAGUCCACACCGGCUUCUCCCUCGCCUGGUCCGAAGUCCAGUCCAGUACCCUAACGGCCGUGUCGUCCGCCCUCUCCCAGCGCCUAACCUACUCCCUCGUGGUCACAGGCCACUCCCUGGGCGGCUCAAUCGCUACGCUAGCAGGCGCCUACCUUCGCGCCGCCGGCUACGCGCUUGACAUCUACUCCUACGGCUCUCCCCGCGUGGGCAACGAAGAAUUCGCCGAAUUCGUGACCACGCAAGCGGGGACGCACUACCGCGUUACUCAUUUAGCGGACCCGGGACCGAGGUACCCGACGCAUAUAUUGGGGUACAGACAUACGAGUCCGGAGUACUGGUUGAGUACGGGGGAGGCGAAGACGGUGGAUUAUAGCGUUGGGGAUGUGGUGGUUUGCGAGGGGACGUAUAAUGAUGAUUGUAAUGGGGGUACGGAGAUAGGGGCGUGGACGCCUCAUGGAUAUUAUUUUACGAAGGUGGGGGCUUGUAAGGGGGAUCUGACGUUGUGGAAGAGGGACUAG